Messenger RNA from Epithele typhae, 477 nucleotides. RefSeq lists its product as uncharacterized. The record is from RefSeq and is a predicted model, not a curated record. The transcript is spliced from 3 exons. Lineage: Eukaryota; Fungi; Basidiomycota; Agaricomycetes; Polyporales; Epitheliaceae. The coding region runs from base 1 to 477 and encodes 158 amino acids.
AUGCUCCAGCCUCAAUCAAGCGAUCAAACCAACGCGAUACUCACUCAGGUCUCUGCCAGCUUGAAGAGCUUUGCCCUCAAUCCCUCCUUCGCCAACUCCACCGCCUUGGCGUUCCGGGAUAUCUCUUACGUUCAGCAUGUCGUCGCGACGAUCGGGAUCAUGGUGAAGCAGUGGCUCAAAGAGUACAACACCGGGCUGUACGGGUUCUCCGCACCAAUCACACGACGCGCAUCUACCGGCUCUCGACCUCAAAAGGCGCACAUCCCUGCUAUCAUCUCGCUUGUGCCUCUUCUUCUGAUCGCCGCCGUCAUUCUGUUCUUCGUCGGCCUCCUCAUCCUCCUUUUCCACUCAGAUGUCGUCGUCUUUUCCGUCACUGCAACGUUCGUCUGGAUGCUCCUGCUCUUCAUGACUGUCACAACGAUCAUCCCCUUGAUCUAUCCCUCAAUGUUUUCUACUCGCUCGUUUAUUGUUCGAUAA